Mytilus californianus (California mussel) is the source of this 3063-nucleotide messenger RNA. Its product is annotated as balbiani ring protein 3-like. Bases 142 to 2784 code for a protein of 880 amino acids. The record is from RefSeq and is a predicted model, not a curated record. Lineage: Eukaryota; Metazoa; Mollusca; Bivalvia; Mytilida; Mytilidae. The transcript has 23 exons. Gene Ontology annotation, molecular function: protein binding.
CUACGACAAGACGGAUUAUUUUUAUAUUGGGGGAAAUGUAUUGAAUGAAAAUCCAAAAAAAUAUCCGUGAAAUUUCACAAACGUCACAAACAAAUGGAAACAUUUAUCUAGAAAAAUAUUGAAAAGACAAACCUGAAGAAUAUGAAGUUUGUAUUAUUAUUGUUAGCAAUGGUUGUAUCAAGUACAGAAGCUUCAAGCCAAGAUUGUAAUGCUGACAGUGGGAAGGUGUGUGGAGAAGAUAUGAUAACGUAUCAUAACGAAUGUCAUGCAUCAAAUAGAGGUGUUGCGGUAUCGUGUAAGGGAAACUGUCCAUGUGGAUGCAAAUGUUCCCAGCAAAGACGACAAGUUUGUGGUCAAGAUGAUAAAACAUAUUGGAACGAAUGCUUUGCCAAAUGUGCAGAGGUGAAAACCAAGUGUUACAUGCAUUGUCCCUGUCCUUAUGGAUCUUACAAACACGUGAAGCCUCCUUGUCGAUGUAGUCGACAGUACAAACCUGUGUGUGGGGCCAACGGUAAAACAUACAUCAACAAGUGUAAAGCAAAUUGUAGAAAAGUGCCCGUAUCCUGUACAGGAAAAUGUCCAUGUAAAAAAUGUGCAUGUCCUAAAGAAUAUAAUCCUGUUUGUGGCGAUAAUGGUAAAUCAUAUCAAAACACAUGUUUCGCUUCCUGCAAAAACGUAAAAGUCUCGUGUAACCACAAAUGCCCAUGUUGUGAAUGCCCGGCUGACAUAACACCAGUCUGUGGGACUAAUGGGAAACAAUAUUCAAAUGAAUGCUAUGCAAAAUGCGCAAAAGUGCGUGUAUCCUGUACAGGGAAAUGUCCGUGUAAGAAAUGUGAAUGUCCUAAAGAAUAUAAUCCUGUUUGUGGUGCUAAUGGUAAAUCAUAUCAAAACACAUGUUUCGCUUCCUGCAAGAAAGUUCCAGUUAAAUGUCAUACAAAAUGUCCAUGUAAAAAGACUGAAUACUGUUCUAAAAAAUAUGAACCUGUUUGUGGAACGAAUAGCAAGACAUAUGACAAUGAAUGUUACGCUAGAUUAAGUAAUACAGUUGUUAAAUGUAAGACUGAGUGUCCUUGUCCAGAACCAUGUGACUGUCCUAAAACCUACAAUGCUGUUUGUGGCACUGAUGAUAAAACGUAUGACAGCGAGUGUCAUGCUAAAUGCAGCAAUGUUGGGAUAAAAUGUCCAGAUCGGUGUCCAUGUAACUGUGGAUGUUCUACGGAAUAUAAACCAGUAUGUGGAACCAAUGGUCAGACGUAUGCCAACAAGUGUACUGCAAAUUGUCGAAAGGUGUCUAUAAAAUGUCAUCGUGAAUGUCCGUGUACUCCAUCCUGUGUUUGUCCAGAAGUGUAUGAACCUGUUUGUGGAACGGACGGUGACACGUACGACAACGAAUGUCAAGCCAGAUGCAAAAAGAUGCCAAUUAAGUGUAAUAAAAAGUGUCCGUGUGCUCCAUCUUGUGUGUGUCCAGCCAUAUAUAAACCUGUUUGUGGUACUGAUGGUAACACUUACAGCAACCAGUGUCGAGCUUCAUGCAAAAAUGUCCCUAUAAAGUGUGAUAACGAGUGUCCCUGUAAACAGAAAUGCGUCUGUCCUGCUGUGUAUCAGCCUGUGUGUGGAUCAGAUGACGUCACGUACGAUAAUACAUGUACAGCAAAUUGCAAAGGAGUUACAGUAUCUUGUAAGGGAAAAUGUCCAUGUGCAUGUAAAUGUUCACCAUACAAAAGUGAUGUGUGUGGAGAGGAUAAUAAGACAUACUAUAAUGAAUGUUAUGCUAAAUGUGCGGAGGUUAAGACUAAAUGUUACCAUCGUUGUCCCUGUCCUGUAGGAUCAUUCACCACCGUAAAACCUCCAUGUCAGUGUACACUCCAAUACGAACCUGUAUGUGGCAUCAAUGGUAAGACGUAUGUCAACAAAUGUAAAGCUGCUUGCAGCAAAACAACUGUACUAUGCACAGGGAAAUGUCCUUGUAAGAAGUGUAUGUGUCCGAGAAAUUAUCAUCCAGUAUGUGGUGUAGAUGGUAAAACAUAUGCUAAUACUUGUUUAGCGUCAUGCAAGGAUGUUGAAGUGUCAUGUGACCACAAAUGUCCAUGUUGUACCUGUCCUUCUGACGUCACUCCUGUUUGUGGUAUCGAUCGUAGCCAAUAUUCAAAUGAAUGUCAAGCUAAAUGUGCCAAAGUUCCAAUAAAAUGUUAUACGAAGUGUCCAUGUGAGGAGGUAAAACCAUGUUCUGAUGUAUAUGAACCAGUCUGUGGGGUAAAUGGCAGGAUGUAUAACAAUGAAUGCUAUGCCAAACUGAGUAAUACUGCUGUCAAAUGUAAGUCCGUAUGUCCAUGCCCAGAACCAUGUGACUGUCGUAAAACUUACAAUCCUGUUUGUGGCACUGAUGAUAUAACUUAUGAUAGCGAAUGUCAUGCAAAAUGCAGCAAAGUUGGGAUAAAAUGUUCAGGUCGGUGUCCGUGUAACUGUGGGUGUUCUACAGAAUACAAACCAGUAUGUGGAACCAAUGAUCAAACAUAUGCCAACAAGUGUACUGCAAAUUGUCGAAAAGUGAGCGUCCAGUGCCAAGGAAAAUGUCCAUGUAGAGAACCAUGCAAUUGCUCUACAUUAUAUAAACCUGUAUGUGCCGCUGAUGGGAGAUCCUACACGAAUGAAUGCUUUCCGAAAUGCAGGAAAAUUAAAAAAAUGACUGCACAGAAAGCCUUAAACGUUAUAAAGAGGAACAGAUUUAGAAAAGAAGAAAACGAAAAAUCAAAUCAUACUACAAAAACUGUGAUGUUAAAAUAAAAGAAGAACAUGUAAAAGACACACGAAAAGCAAACAAAAAAGAGAAAGUAUCGAGAGAAAUAAGCGGUCUGAAGCAGGCCAACAUCAAAAUUAACGAAACCGAAAGGUCCUUACUAUGACCGUGAUCCGACAAAUCCACCUAAAUACGAACUUAUAUAACAAAUACAAUUGCCAUUGUAACUGCUGUAUCGGUUGCUUUUAUCUGUGUCCGAAAUUUAUGCAAAUGAUAUUUUGUGACUAGAAUCAUGACAUCAAGACAUUUUCAGAAAGUCCAAUAAU